This is a messenger RNA of Mesocricetus auratus (golden hamster), 9592 nucleotides long. It is a transcript of the gene Prdm2, whose product is annotated as PR/SET domain 2. Gene Ontology annotation, cellular component: nucleus. The transcript is spliced from 8 exons. Gene Ontology annotation, molecular function: protein binding; DNA-binding transcription factor activity, RNA polymerase II-specific; RNA polymerase II transcription regulatory region sequence-specific DNA binding. The record is from RefSeq and is a predicted model, not a curated record. NCBI's taxonomy places the organism in Eukaryota, Metazoa, Chordata, Mammalia, Rodentia, Cricetidae. Gene Ontology annotation, biological process: regulation of transcription by RNA polymerase II. Bases 160 to 5178 code for a protein of 1672 amino acids.
GCCAAGAUGGCAGCGGCGCGGCCGCGGACGCCGGAGCGGCGGCGGCGGCGUCGUCGUCUCUGGGCUCGCUGAGGCGCUGGCACCUCGCUCUCUGGGCUCAUGUAAUCAAAGAAGUUUCUUUGUUGUGUGUAUCUUUACAGAACACAACAGGAAUUGAAAAUGCAUCAGAACACCGAGUCUGUGGCCGCCACCGAGACUCUGGCCGAGGUACCUGAACAUGUGCUUCGAGGACUUCCAGAGGAAGUGAGGCUUUUACCAUCUGCGGUUGACAAGACCCGGAUUGGUGUCUGGGCCACUAAACCAAUUUUAAAAGGGAAAAAGUUUGGGCCAUUUGUUGGUGAUAAGAAGAAACGAUCUCAGGUUAGGAAUAAUGUGUACAUGUGGGAGGUGUACUACCCAAAUUUGGGGUGGAUGUGCAUUGAUGCCACCGAUCCGGAGAAGGGCAACUGGCUGCGCUAUGUGAACUGGGCUUGCUCAGGUGAAGAGCAGAAUUUAUUUCCACUGGAAAUCAACAGAGCCAUUUACUAUAAAACCUUAAAGCCAAUCGCGCCUGGCGAGGAGCUCCUGGUCUGGUACAAUGGGGAAGACAACCCUGAGAUAGCAGCUGCGAUUGAGGAAGAGCGAGCCAGCGCCCGGAGCAAGCGGAGCUCUCCGAAGAGCCGCAGAGGGAAGAAGAAAUCCCAAGAGAAUAAAAAUAAAGGCAUCAGAACCCAGGCCACACAGCUGAAGUCAAGUGAGUCAGACUCUACCUUUGCAAACAUGAGAGGCUCUGCAGAAGGUCCUAAGGAAGAAGAUGAGAGGCCUUUGGCUUCUGCACCUGAGCAACCAUCCCUUCUCCCUGAGGUGAUUAGCCAGGAUGCAGUUCCACAGGUGGCCAUCCCUCUCCCCGCCUGUGAGCCACAACCAGAGCCAGAUGGGAAGCAAGAAGUCGCAGACUGUGAGGUCAAUGAUUUAGAGGAAGAGGUAGAGGAGGAGGAGGAGGGAGAAGAGGAGGAGGAGGAGGAGUUGGAAGAAGAGGAAGAGGAGGAGGAGCUGGAAGAUGGGGAGGAAGAGGCUGACACAGCUAAUGAAAGCCCUGUGAAAGAGCCAGAGAUACGGUGUGAAGAGAAGCCAGAGGAUUUACUGGAAGAGCCACAGAGCACUUCAAAUGAAACUUGUGAAGACUCUCCAGACAUGGCCCCUCUUCUCCACAUCUCCAGAACUAGAGAGGAGGCCAACGGGGAUGUGUUUGAAGCAUUCAUGUUUCCGUGUCAGCAUUGUGAAAGAAAAUUUGCAACCAAGCAGGGGCUUGAACGUCACAUGCAUAUCCACAUGUCUACAAUCAACCAUGCUUUCAAGUGCAAGUACUGUGGCAAAGCGUUUGGCACACAGAUUAACAGGAGGCGGCAUGAACGCCGCCACGAAGCAGGGCUAAAGAGAAGACCCAGUGUGACACCACAGCCCUCAGAAGACCCAGAUGAUGGCAAGGCGGAAAAUGUCACUUCUAAAGAUGAGUCAAGUCCGCCUCAACUUGGGCAAGACUGUCUGAUACUGAACUCAGAGAAAGCCUCCCAAGAAAUUAUAAAUUCAUCUUUUGUGGAGGAGAAUAGUGAAGUUAAAGAACUCCAUCCCUGCAAAUACUGCAAAAAGGUGUUUGGAACUCACACCAAUAUGAGACGACAUCAGCGGAGAGUUCAUGAACGCCACCUGAUUCCCAAAGGCGUCCGUCGAAAAGGAGGAUUCCUGGAAGAGCCACAGCCACCAGCAGAGCAGGCUGCACCCUCCCAGAAUGUCUAUGUACCAAGCACAGAGCCAGAGGAGGAAGGGGAAGCUGAUGAUGUUUACAUCAUGGACAUUUCAAGCAACAUCUCUGAAAAUCUAAAUUACUAUAUUGAUGGUAAGAUUCAGACCAACAACAGCACUAGUAAUUGUGAUGUGAUUGAGAUGGAGUCUAAUUCUGCACACUUGUAUGGCAUAGAUUGUCUGCUCACCCCAGUAACUGUGGAAAUUACUCAAAAUAUAAAGAGCACCCAGGUCUCUGUAACAGAUGAUCUUCCUAAAGAGUCACCCAGUAGCACAAAUUGUGAGUCCAAGAAACGAAGAACUGCCAGUCCACCUGUGCUCCCCAAAAUUAAAGCUGAGACAGAUUCUGACUCCACAGCACCCUCGUGUUCCUUAAGUUUGCCUCUGAGCAUCUCAACAACAGAGGUGGUGUCAUUCCAUAAAGAGAAGGGUGUCUAUUUGUCUUCAAAGCUCAAGCAGCUUCUUCAGACCCAGGACAAACUGACUCCUCCUGCAGGGAUGUCAGCAGCUGAGAUCCCUAAGUUAGGUCCCGUGUGUGUGUCUUCCCCUGCAUCCAUGUUACCUGUGACCUCCAGUAGGUUUAAGAGGCGCACCAGCUCUCCGCCCAGUUCCCCACAGCACAGCCCUGCCCUUCGAGACUUUGGGAAACCAAGUGAUGGGAAAGCAGCGUGGACAGACACAGUCCUGACUUCCAAGAAACCCAAAUUAGAAAGCCGGAGUGACUCACCAGCGUGGAGUCUGUCUGGCAGAGAUGAGAGAGAGACUGGAAGCCCUCCUUGCUUUGACGAAUACAAAAUAAAAGAAUGGGUGGCCAGUUCUACUUUCAGCAGCGUGUGCAACCAACAGCCAUUGGAUUUAUCCAGCGGGGUCAAACAGAAGUCAGAGGGCACGGGCAAGACUCCGGUCCCGUGGGAAUCCGUAUUGGAUCUCAGUGUGCAUAAAAAGCCUUGUGAUACUGAAGGCAAGGAAUUCAAAGAGAACCAUUCGGCACAGCCAGCCUGUGGUGCUGCAAAGAAGAAGAAACCAACCACCUGCAUGCUACAAAAGGUUCUUCUCAAUGAGUAUAACGGUGUUAGCUUACCUACGGAAACCACACCCGAGGUGACCAGGAGCCCAAGUCCUUGUAAAUCCCCAGAUACACAGCCAGAUCUUGAACUUGGUCCUGACUCGAGUUGCUCAGCCCCCACUGUUGAGUCCCCACUUGAAGUUGGCCCAUCAUCACCCUCUCUACAGCCGUCUUCGGUUCAGCUACCUCCUCUCUUGAUCCCCACAGAGCCUUCUUCCCCUCCCCCCUGCCCUCCUGUGUUAACUGUUGCCACUCCACCGCCUCCCCUCCUUCCAACUGUCCCUCUCCCCAAUCCCUCUUCUGAUGCAUCUCCUCAGCACUGCCCCUCUCCAUUCUCAAAUGCCACUGCUCAGUCUCCGCUUCCCAUUCUCUCCCCAACAGUGUCCCCUUCACCCUCUCCCAUUCCUCCCAUGGAGCCACUCGUGUCUGCUGCUUCCCCUGGUCCUCCAACACUUUCUUCCUCUUCCUCCUCUUCCUCUUCUUUCUCUUCCUCUUCGUGCUCCUCCACAUCCCCCUCACCACCCCCUCUCUCAGUAGUGUCAUCCGUGGUUUCCUCUGGGGACAACCUGGAAGUACCUCUCCCUGCAAUAACUUUCAAGCAGGAGGAGUCAGAGAGUGAAGGUCUGAAACCCAAGGAAGAGGCCCCGCCUGCAGGUGGGCAGAGUGUCGUCCAAGAGACAUUCAGCAGGAACUUUGUUUGCAAUGUCUGUGAGUCACCUUUCCUUUCCAUUAAAGACCUAACCAAACAUCUAUCUGUUCAUGCUGAAGAAUGGCCCUUCAAAUGUGAGUUUUGUGUGCAGCUUUUUAAAGGGAAGACUGACCUGUCAGAGCAUCGGUUUAUGCUUCAUGGAGUCGGGAACAUCUUUGUGUGUUCCGUAUGUAAGAAAGAAUUUGCCUUCUUGUGCAAUUUACAACAGCACCAGCGAGAUCUCCACCCAGAUGAGGUGUGCACACAUCAUGAGUUUGAAAGUGGGACUCUGAGGCCCCAGAACUUCACAGACCCCAGUAAGGCCCAUGUGGAGCACAUACAGAGUUUGCCAGAAGAGCCUUUGGAAACUUCUAGAGAGGAGGAGUUAAAUGAUUCCUCUGAAGAGCUUUACACAACCAUCAAAAUAAUGGCUUCUGGAAUAAAGACAAAAGAUCCAGAUGUUCGACUUGGUCUCAAUCAGCACUACCCAAGUUUUAAACCACCUCCGUUUCAGUAUCACCAUCGAAACCCCAUGGGGAUUGGCGUAACGGCCACAAACUUCACUACCCACAAUAUUCCACAGACUUUCACUACUGCCAUUCGCUGCACAAAGUGUGGAAAGGGUGUUGAUAACAUGCCUGAGCUGCAUAAACAUAUCUUGGCCUGUGCCUCUGCAAGUGACAAGAAGAGGUACACCCCUAAGAAAAACCCAGUGCCCCUGAAACAAACUGUACAGCCCAAAAACGGAGUGGUGGUUUUAGACAGCUCUGGGAAAAAUGCCUUCAGACGGAUGGGGCAGCCCAAGAGACUGAGCUUCAAUGUGGAACUCAGCAAAAUGUCUCCAAAUAAGCUCAAGCUCAGUGCGCUGAAGAAAAAGAACCAGCUGGUGCAGAAGGCGAUCCUGCAAAAGAACAGGUCUGCCAAGCAGAGGACAGACCUGAAGGACACUUCCGAGGUAUCCUCACACAUUUGCCCUUACUGUGACAGGGAGUUCACAUACAUCGGCAGCCUCAACAAGCACGCCGCCUUCAGCUGCCCUAAAAAGCCCCUAUCUCCUUCCAAAAGAAAAGUUUCCCAUUCAUCUAAGAAAGGUAGCCACACGUCACCUGCCAGCAGUGACAGAAACAAUAGCAGUAAUCCCCGGAGACGGACAGCAGACACAGAGAUUAAGAUGCAGAGCACGCAGGCGCCCUUGGGCAAGACCAGAGCUCGGAGCUCAGGCCCUGCCCAAGCCUCACUGCCCUCCUCAUCCUUCAGAUCCAGACAGAAUGUCAAGUUUGCAGCUUCAGUAAAAUCCAAAAAGGCAAGCUCUUCGUCUUUGAGGAACUCCAGUCCUGUAAGAAUGGCCAAAAUAACUCAUGUUGAGGGUAAGAAAUCCAAAGCUGUUGCCAAGAGUCAUUCUGCUCAGCUCUCAAGCAAAUCAUCCCGAAACCUGCACGCGAGAGUGCAGAAGAGCAAGGCUGUUCUACAAAGCAAGACUGCUCUGGCCAGUAAGAAAAGAACAGACCGCUUCAUGGUAAAAUCUAGAGAGCGGAGUGGGGGCCCAAUUACCAGAAGCCUUCAGCUGGCAGCUGCUGCGGACCUGAGUGAAAGCAGGAGAGAAGACAGCAGUGCCAGGCACGAGCUGAAGGACUUGAGGUAAGCCCAGAGCUCGGGGAGGUGAGACUGCCAGGAGAGCUGUGGCCGGCUUGGAGGAUGUUUUUGUUUCCCCUCCUGUAAAAUGUUGACACAAGCAUUUUAGCAAAGUGGCAGUUGCAUAAUUUGUAGCAUAUAUACCCUUGCUGCUUUGGCUGUUGUACAGAUGAAUAAAUACUUUGUUUUUCAGACUUAGUACUCACAAAGUGGUACCAUUUCUUUAAUUUCCAGAUGGAACUUGAACCCAUCUCCCCGUGUGAAAAGAUUCACAUUUUGGGCAAUGUUUCAGUGCCACUCAUGUUGGUUCCUGGUCCUACAUUCCUUAGGGUGAAGUGGGUCACAAGUCCAUUAGCAACUACAGUGCACUCUUUUAUAAUAGUUUGUGACUUAAACAUAGUUCCUAAUGUCUAAGACUGUGUUUAUUAUUAAUGCUUCCAUUUGCUAGUGUUUGAAUUUUAAAAAUUUGCCACAUUGCUCAAAAUAAAAUACCAUAUAUCUUAAAAAUGCCUUAUAUUCCCCCUCCAGCCCUCUGCUUGCAUUAAUAGUGUGAUCAGCAGUCAAGGUUCUGAUGGACAAGGAGAGUGGAAUAGGCACUGAGAUUACAGGGCGCAGGGCCUGCGGUCCUCAGGCUCAGUGCUUUCCCGGUAACAUUAAGUUUCAUUGCAUCUGAGCUGACCUUGCUGCCUUAUUCCAUGUUCUCCCCAUAUUACAAACGGUUCUCAGGGACAGACAGGAUGAUGUGGCCAUAGUUCAGGCUGCUAACAUUGACACUUGGAAUUCCCAAAUAAUGUGCCCAUGUCCCCAGUCAGUGGCCAUCAGAAGGCAUCACUGCAAAUACUUGGACAUCUUGUAUGCAGCCUGCCUUGAUUCUGGGUUGUCACAGCUAUAAUUCUGGGUGUUGGAAGCAAAAAGAGUUAGGAACAGCUGUGGAGUGACUUGUUUUAGAGAAGACCUAGGCAUAUAAAGGUUCCAUUGUCACUGUAUGACCGGUCAGGUAUAGUUCUUGGUGCUAAGUGUGCCUUAAAGCAUAGCAGAAGAAAGCAGCUCUAGACAGUGGGCACCAACAAAGGUUGAUUUCAAGGAUUUAAAAGGAAUUCAAAACGUGCUUGGUUGUUGAAGUUGCUGUAGAUCUGGUCAUCUUUGGCCACGCUGGUGCAUAGGAGGGAGGCAUCGUGGAGUUGGCUGUGGUGAUAGAAAGCACUGUUUUCAGUUGUCAGCGUUCCCUGCUUGGUACUGGCCACUGUUCUAGAGAAUUCUGCACCAACGGAACAUUGGUGAACCAUCAUUUUUGUGGGUUAUCAUGUAGAACAGUGGUUGAUGUUUUAUAAUGUACUCUGUUCUAGUAUUUUCUAAAAGAAUUUCCUCUUUCAUACUGGAUCCUGCUCAGACUUUUCAAGGGUGAAUGUAUGAAAAUGUAAGAGCUGAGAGUGUAUGUAUAAAGUUCACUCGCUGCUUCACUCUUAGAUGGUAUUUUUAAAGUCUCCCUAAGCCUAAAAUGCCCCGAGAUACAUCUCUCUUCUUUGCUCCAGUAACUUUAAACUGUUAACAGAAUUACAUUGCUGGAGUUAAAGUUGGCCUAAAAUGAAUCACUUAAUGCAACAGAUAACAAAAGCAUGAGUAGUGCACUCAAUAAUAGACUAUGCGGUAGGUGUCCCUCCCUGGUGGCUAAUGCUUUUCCUUUGUGAGCCUCUGCCCCAGUGUUGCAGACAGAUCUGCAGGGUAAGGGGCUUUAUCCAAGCCACUUACAGUGGGGCUGCAACCCAUGUCCAAUGGGUCAUGAUGUUUGACUGUCUAAACACAUGACUGGGCAUUUCUGCAGAGUGUGUUUUAGUUAGUACUACUCCCAUAGCAAAUGUAGGCAGUGGUAGGAUUCUUGGCUGCUGGCAUAUGUACCCCAGGUGUCCUCUAACUCAGGACUGAUACAGCCUAGACUGAGCUCAUUCUCCUGCUUGGAUGUUGUAUGGUGACAAGGGAGGAAUGUUUACUGACAGUGGUCCUCUGCUCCAGUGUUUCUCUCAGUUGGCUUAGAGGAGACUCCAUGAUGCAAGCAGCUGUUCACAGAGCUCCCAUGUGUAGGGAUUUGCUGUUCUCUGCACUGCAGAACUUGCAACUCAUUCCUUCCUGCUUGUUGAUUGCAGCAAACCAUGAUUAUUUGAAAGCCAGUGUAGGGUUCUGCAGUUUUUCAAGGACACGGCUGCCACUAGCCACAUGCGUGUAACCAGAACACAGCGUUGAGCCCAGAACUCCACAGAUUAUCAGUUGGCCACUUCCUGGAGCACCAGCUGGUAUGUUGUUCUGGGGGUAAAAAAAAAAAAAAAAAAAAGCAUGUGUUCCAAAUGCUUUUCUCAUAAACACACACGCUCUCCCUCUCUCCCUCUCCCCCUUCUCAAGAAUCUCACUUACACACACUCACUCACAAAGCAGGUGAGUCUUGCCUUUAGUUUGUAGCACAGCCAGCUUGAGCCUUCUUGCUGCUGCCUUUGGAUAUGUUGCUGAGAACUUUUUUCCAGAGAGGAAAUCAGACUCUUACAUGUUCCUCCUUGCAAUCCAAAGGACUGCUCUAUCCAAGCAAUGUUUUUAUUUUCCAUGACACCCUCACCCCCACCCCCUUGUCCAGAAGUUAGAAAAGUAGGAAAGAAGUAACUCCAGACAGGAUCUCCAUAAUCCCUGCCAAGUGCUGAAUUAACAAAGUAUCCCUCUCCCCUAACAGCUCCCCCCCCACACACACACACAUGGGUGGGAAACAGCUCUGUGUCUUUGGAGCAGGAAUGGAGUUUCUUAAACUGGAGUCAUUUAUGUGUUUCUGUCUUGGUGACAUUUGUCUUAUAGUCUCUUCACCCUUUUCUUUAACAUGGUCAGUUCAUGCAAGGUUGUGUUAUGUUGUCAUUUAUCUUCAGUUUUCUUAUUUUCUAGGAACUUCCUGUAGAAAAGCCCUUUCCCCCACCCCCACAAUACAAAUCUUAACUGACUAAAAGACAUUGCAUGCUCAACUUAAGAUAAGCACUACGUCACAGGAUACGAACUUACCCCGCUUGCAAGACCAGUCGAAGCUGACUCAAAAGCUGUACCGUACAGCUGCUUGCCAACAGGCUUCUUGCUCUGGUUAGAGUAAGGCAUCUGUCUCUUUGGUGUGCUCACAUGUGUGCUGGGCUCUCAGGGGAUUGAGGUCCAAAGAGGAGGGUGCCAUAAGACGACCUAGAUGGACUGACUCCUUCCUCAUCACCGGACUGGCAACUCAGCUCUGAGUGCGGCCGGCCCUUGAGUGGCAGAGAGCAGAUAAGGGAGCGAUUGACAUGAACCUUGCAAAGCAAGCUCUUGUUUAUCAGUGGUCCUCAAUUUCAGGGGUGACAGAUCGGUGCACUCUCCUCAAAAUGCUCGCUUACACACCAGCCCUUGAUGCCUUUCUUACAUGUCUAUUACAUAGAGAGGCAUUUAGCUGAUCGCUACCCCUUGCCUCUUAAAAAUCACAAGCAGAUUGUCAGCAUAAUGCAGAGGAAACCAGAUUGGAUAUGGACUCCUUUUUAUGCCUCUAUUAGUCAUGUUUAUCUAUCCAAAUGGGUGUUAGCCUCUUACUGCCUGGCACUAAUUUAUAGCUGUUAUAUUAUGAGAUGCUGUGUAGCAGUGUAUCAGAGAACGGGAAGCAUCCAGGCCUGUAUAGCUGUCUGUAUCAGCACACCAGCUUACACGUCACUCUCAGUAGAUUGAAAGCAACAGACUGGGCUCCUCCUUCGGAAGUGCGUCACUCCCACUUCUCCAUGAGUCCUGAUGCUUCCCCCACAUUAAUGACUGAGUUGGUGGAAAAUGGCUGCAUUUUACUCAUACUGUGUUUUGUACUCAACCUUAAAAGUAAUCUACCUCUUAAAAUUUGUAGUUCAAAACUUGUUUGAUGAAUUUGUGCCACUUUACCCUUUCACUAUCAUUCCCAUUGUGUUACAUUUCUGUUAAGGAGACUUUAUGUUGAAAUACUGUAUAAAGCAUUUGUUGCAGUUUAAAAAUAAAAUAUUUAAAAUUAUUUAAAUUGUUUUGGGUGCUUCAAUUGUACUGUGUGAUUUACAUCUUGCAUUUUUGUUUGCAUUGUUAAUCUGGACAGUGUCUGCUGUACUGGUUUGCUGUUAGUUGUUGCUUCUUGUUGCAGAGUGCUUUAAAGACUUCUAAUGAAAACAUUAAAAUUUGCAAUUUGACAUACAAAAGGGAUUGUUCCGUUGAUUUUUUUUUUUUUAUAACCAAUGUAGCCCUGACAGUUUAUUUCAGGCAUAAAAGAGUGAUGUUUGGUAUUUUGCGCUCUUAGAAUGGAUACAUCCUCUGCUUGUUAUAUGGCUAAGAAAGAUUUUUUUCAUGUUAUUUAAAACACCUGAUAACCAGGGGAGAAUUGGAUGAUACAUUCUAUAUCAUUGUAACCAAUAAACACUUUGUAAACAGUU